CUGGGGUUUUUUUCAUAUUUUUUUAUCAACUUCCUUCCUGCUCUAACUGCCAAAGCUCAAAGCUGAGAGCUGAGAGCGGAGAGGGACCCCAGACGCAGACGCUAACCAACAGGUGAUCAUGACUGAGAAAACCCCAGAGCCACAUGUGGAGGAAGAUGAUGAUGAACUGGAUGACAAACUGAAUUACAAGCCCCCACCGCAGAAAACACUUCAGGAGCUGCAGGAGCUGGACAAGGAUGAUGAAAGCCUUGCUAAGUACAAGAAAUCUCUGCUGGGGGACGGGCCUGUGGUGGCAGACCCAACAGCUCCCAAUGUAGUAGUCACCCGACUAACUCUAGUAUGCAGCUCUGCUCCGGGGCCAAUCACAAUGGACCUGACUGGGGACCUUGUGGCACUCAAGAAAGAGAACUUUGUAUUAAAGGAAGGAGUUGAAUACAGAGUUAAGAUCCACUUCAAAGUGAAUAGGGACAUUGUGUCUGGACUGAAAUAUGUACAGCAUACCUACCGAACGGGCGUGAAAGUGGAUAAAGCCACAUUCAUGGUUGGUAGUUAUGGGCCACGGCCAGAGGAGUAUGAAUUCCUGACACCUAUUGAAGAGGCCCCCAAGGGCAUGCUUGCUCGGGGCACCUAUCACAACAAGUCCUUCUUCACCGAUGACGACAAGCAUGACCAUCUCACCUGGGAAUGGAAUCUGUCCAUUAAGAAGGAUUGGACAGAAUGAGCUCACACCCUCCUUGCCUUCCCCUUCUUGCCCUUUGCCUAUUGCACUAGUAUCCCUGUGUGCCAGGCCCUGGACCCUGCACAUCAUGCUGCUUUCUGUCACAAGUUUUAGAGCUCUUGUUGCCCUCUUCCAUUACAGGAGCGUCUGCACAAGCAGGUGUUUACAGAGGCCUGUGGGCAGGCUCUGCAUCUCCUGCUACUACACUGAAAAAAACCAGUCCAUCUUCAACACAGACCCUUUGUGGCACACAAACAGGAAACCAGGGAAUGUCUCCAACCCUGCUGUUCCCUCUUUUGCAUCAAACCUGGACCCUGAAAGUGCCUUUUCUAGGAACCACAUUAACAGUACCUGCUUCAUAAUGAUUUUGGCAGAGCAGAUCGUCUGUUAAAAGAUCCCCAACAGAGUUAUCUUUGCUCUGUACUCCAACUCAUUGUAAAUGGCUCUUCCUAUUCCAUUAUGGUACUUUGUCUGGGUCUAUUGCUCAAGUCCAUUUACGUCUUGACUUUUAAAGGCAAAAACCAAUCAGUAAUAUUCAAUUAGCUGUUGUGACCUGUAAAGACUCCAGUGUCCCAAAAAUAAAGCCAUUUUCUUUCCUUU
This is a messenger RNA of Gavialis gangeticus (Gharial), 1318 nucleotides long. It is a transcript of the gene ARHGDIB, whose product is annotated as Rho GDP dissociation inhibitor beta. The record is from RefSeq and is a predicted model, not a curated record. Gene Ontology annotation, biological process: Rho protein signal transduction. Lineage: Eukaryota; Metazoa; Chordata; Crocodylia; Gavialidae. Gene Ontology annotation, cellular component: membrane; cytoplasm; cytosol. The transcript has 6 exons. Gene Ontology annotation, molecular function: Rho GDP-dissociation inhibitor activity; protein binding. Bases 119 to 721 code for a protein of 200 amino acids.